This is a messenger RNA of Kockovaella imperatae, 642 nucleotides long. RefSeq names its product signal peptidase complex catalytic subunit SEC11. The transcript is spliced from 7 exons. Lineage: Eukaryota; Fungi; Basidiomycota; Tremellomycetes; Tremellales; Cuniculitremaceae. The record is from RefSeq and is a predicted model, not a curated record. Gene Ontology annotation, cellular component: signal peptidase complex; membrane. The coding region runs from base 86 to 625 and encodes 179 amino acids. Gene Ontology annotation, molecular function: serine-type endopeptidase activity.
CAUUUGGAUGCUUCACUGCAUCCAAGUUCAUUGCGAGAGCUCCUGGUCGACCGAAUCCGGUCACUAGACCCCUGUCAAGACCGCAAUGUUCUCCUCGGAGAUUGCGCGACUGCGCAAACUGGGUGUUCAAGGCCUACUAUUUCAAGCGCUCAACUUCCUGACGGUUGUUGCUUCUGGCCUUGCAAUGUGGAAGGCGCUGUGUCUAGUGACGAACUCUGAAUCGCCGAUAGUUGUUGUGCUGUCUGGAUCUAUGGAGCCGGCGUUCUAUCGAGGGGACAUUCUCUUCUUGACAAAUCCCGCGGAUACACCAUACGAGAUCGGUGAUAUCACAGUCUACAAACUACCUGGGGGAGAUAUCCCCAUUGUCCACCGAGUCAUAGAAUCCCAUAUCACGAAUACAACACAGAGGCUCCUGACAAAGGGGGAUAACAAUACUUCAGACGACCUCGUACUAUACAGCCCGGGAAUGGAAUGGGUCGAGCGGAAACAUGUCAUCGGAAAAGUCAGAGGGUUCCUGCCGUACGUCGGAUACGUCACGAUUGCAAUGAACGACUUUCCGCAGCUCAAGUAUGCGCUUCUCGGUAGUGUAGGACUUUUCCUCCUGAUUCAGAAAGAUCAGUCAUGAUGUAUUCAUCAACGGGA